Protopterus annectens (West African lungfish) is the source of this 6166-nucleotide messenger RNA. RefSeq names its product methyl-CpG binding domain protein 6 (gene MBD6). Gene Ontology annotation, cellular component: chromocenter; nucleus. Gene Ontology annotation, molecular function: chromatin binding; DNA binding. NCBI's taxonomy places the organism in Eukaryota, Metazoa, Chordata, Ceratodontiformes, Protopteridae. The record is from RefSeq and is a predicted model, not a curated record. The transcript is spliced from 12 exons. The coding region runs from base 652 to 5349 and encodes 1565 amino acids.
UCCAUGACUUUUUUUAUUUUGGCAGAGAAAAGAAAACAGCAACUAGAGUGGAGUGGUAGUCGUGACUGUCUAGUUAAGAAGCUGCAGUGGAUGUACAGCCAAAGAGUAACAAGGACAUGAGGUUGUGAUUCCAGGAUCAAUAAUGAGGAGAGCUGAAAAAGGAGGAGGAGAUAGUGGUGGUACAGGGUGGGCAGACUGCCUGAAAUGAAACACUACCCCUGGAACUGGGAUCACAUUCCACCCACAGAAAAAAAGGCUACACUACAAAUUAUUUAAGACAAAAAAGAACUGCAGAAUGCUACAAGUAAAGUAUCUGGAAUUAACAAGGAACGGAAUUACUCUCUGUGUUUGUUACUAAUGGUUUCUUCAGGAGCUCUGAGCUGGGUAGCCAGGGCAACAGGGGAACAGAACUACAAACUUGUGGUCCAGCCGCUAAGCUUGAAAAAGAACCUAAAAUGCAAAAAGUUUGUCCAAGCUCGAGAGAUGACCCCGAACAUUCUGUAGAUGAAUGGAAGGUGACUAAAUAGAGUUUGUCUGCCGUCUCUGGGGAGGAGGAGAAACGGCACCAUGGGCCUGGAAUAUAUUGCAGCUUCACGGACUUAAAGCACAGACAUUUGCCGAAAUGAAAAGGUAUAAGAAAGUCCGAGCAGAAUGACCGGAGGAAAUGAGAGUGAAGGGGCAGAUAACGAUGAUGGGACAACAGUACUCCAACUCCCUGUUGGCUGGCAGAGGAAGUUAGAGGCAAACACUGUGGUUUAUGUCAGCCCAAGUGGUACCAUUCUUUCCUCUCUCGAGCAAGUGAGUGCUUAUCUCCUGGCAGAUGGAACCUGUAAGUGUGGCCUGGAAUGUCCACUCAUCGUACACAAGGUGUUUAACUUCGAUCCUGCUGCUGUAGUCAAACCAAGAAGUGCAGAGGAAAUUAAAGCAGAUGAAGAUAUGACAAAACUCUGUAAUCAUAGGAGGAAAAACGUUGCCAUGGCUGCACUUUACAAAACUAUGGAGACAUCAGUACAUGGAAUACCAAAACACGUACUUGGUGGAACUUCAAAUCUGACCUCACCAGCAGAUACAGUAUGUUCAGUAAACAGACCCCAGUCAUUGUUGUUUACCAGACCUUCUCCACUGGAAAAGGACUAUUUCUCAAAGUUCAUGAUGGACAAGGCUGUCAGUUUAGCAAGGCCUAUUCAAGAAGAUUUGUCAUCAGACCAGAAGCAGCAUCACAGUUUUUCUUUCCCCAGGGAGAGGAGAAGUAGCUUUAGCCCUGGGCAGAAAUCUUCAUUCUCUAGGCAUCGGGCAUCUUUUGUGGAAGGUGCUUUUCCUACUGCAAACACAGAAGUCUUAUCGAAGAGAAAUCAUGACACUUGCCUGAAAAUAGAUUCUGUGUAUUCACAAGAACUUUGUACAUUUCCUUUUCAGCAGAAUAAGAACUUACCUUUGUCUUCCCAGAUUCAUUCUACAUAUGCUUUAAACAACCAAGUUGCCUCACAGUUGUCCCCUAAGUCCUCAGUUAAUGAGGCUUCCUACAGGUCUGUGCCAAGCAAUAAUUUUUUCUCCAGUAUUCUGAAAACUUCAGAUAGUAACUCUAAUAUGAACCAACUUGCACCACUUAACUAUGAAACUAAUCCACUGGGAAUGUUAGACACCAUCAGAAGCAGGUCAUCUGUCCAGACCACUCCUUAUUUUAACACCUCAACCAUGCAGUCUCCAUCACCAUCUUCAAAUGCAUUUGCUCCGUCUCCACUGACAUCAGCCUCAGCAAAUCUUUUAUCACCUCUCGUCAAAGCUGGCCAUGAACUAUAUGGUAAUGUUCUGCCAAGGAAUAACACUUUAGGUUCCCCUUCCACUACAUUGUCGUCAAUGUCCUCCCCAGGAGGCAGCAGUGAGAUGUCACCACAGAGGUCAAGGCAUUCAUCUGCCUCGUCAGAGCAGAGUGGUUACUUAUCAGGAGGACAUUUGUCAGCUGCCUGCACCUUCAAGUCUAGUUCAAAGUCACCAUUAUCUCUGGGAUCUCCAAAGCCAUCUGUACCUCCUAGCCCUAAAGCAGUACUUGAAGGGCUGAUUCACCAAUGUAAGGACUCUCCAAACUCUUUACUGGCCACUAAUAAUGCCUUAAGCCACCAAAGUAAUAAUACACCGCCUGCAUUUUUAGGAGGUAUGAAUGAAAAGAAGAAGACUGGGCUUCUAGGAAUGCCUCUGAGUCCUGUCUUAAGUCAACAUAAUGCAGCUUGCUUUCCUGCCAGUAAACUGCUUUCUGCAGCAGCUAAAGCCCAGUUAGCAAACCAAAACAAACUUGAAGGUGGUGGCAGUGAUGGUAGUAGCAAUAUGGAUAUAACAAGCACUUUGCACAAGACAUUUUCUUUGAACUCUAAUGCUCUGCUAUCUGUGGUCAACUCUCAGAGUGGGAAGACCUUCACAGAGAAGCUUUCUGCUAAACAGAAAGAACACUCAAAGAGACGGCGAAGACGGCAUGCUCCACAUGUUUUAAGCAUUCUCAGAGAAUCGCAGGUAAGUAGUUCCCAGCAUGAGGAGUGUUUACAAGGCGAAACAUCUGCAGGUGAUACAGAAAGACUUCUGCAACAGCAGCCACAGAUGAAGACUGCACAACAUUCUCAGUACAUGUCUGUAGUUUCAGGCAAGCUUCCACCACUUGACUCCUGCUCAGUAAAACUGGAGGAUGAUCCCUUAGGGACUAAACGGGUCAAUCCUUCACUAACCACAAACCAGUCUCUUUCAUCAUUGCUUAAUUUAUUUCAGCCGCCAUCUUUGCCAUUAAGUGGUAACACAGGCAGUCAUACUGCAGGCUGUGCCAGCCUUCCUGUUCUUCCUCAUUCCAGCUACAGCAGCGAUGGCACUGGUGUAAUAUCUGACAAAUUUAAUAACUCUGCCACACCAAGCCUUCCAGUGACAGACAUAUUGCCAGCAUCUAGCAGUGAGGCUAUAACUUCUGUAAAUGCAAGCACUAAUGUUACUCCCAGUUUACAGGACUUUAAUAGCCAGGUACUUGGCUCUGUUGGGCAGCUUUCUUCAAGUCCUUCAGAACAAACCUCAGGGAUCACAUCACAUCUUCGAGUUCCAGUCUCCACUCCCACCUUGGUUCCAAACAACAGCUGCAGUGUCCAGACCUGCAGUGGAAAAGGUUCCUCCAUUCAGGCUGCUCAAACAACCAGCAGCACAUCUCCAAGAUCUAGUCCUGUAGUUUCUGUUGCUACCACAGCGAGUGGCAAUUUUUCCAGCAACUUGCCAUCUGGUGACAGUUUCCCAUUUCUGAGCCAAGACCAUCUGCUUUCUUUAGGAAACUCCUUGCCAACCAGUACUGGACUUCUGAACCCAAAUCUUUCUGCUUCAUUGCCCUUGCUGCUUGCCAUGAACCAGCAGCAGAUGUUGAAUCACAGUCUUCUAAGUUUGCUGUCUGCCACAUUACCAGGACAGAAUGAUGGAGCAAUAAACCCACCGGGAUUUCCAACCCCUUCGGUGAACUCAGCCAUGCAGCCAAACUUUAGUGACAUGGAUGGACAAACCAUGCAGAACCUAUUGAUGGCCUCGUUGCUUCAGAGUCCAUCUGUGAACCCUAUGCUUGCUCUUAGUGGACUAGGUCUGGCCAACCUAGACUUGCUGCAGCAACAGCCAAGCAGUUUGUUGUCUUCCCUGUUUCCCAUUCCAGGUCUUCAGGAUCCACUUUCUGUCUGUCAGUCUACCGGCGGAGAAAAGACGGAUGCUGUUGCACCUCAAACACCAUGCAGUGCCAUUCCUGGACUUUCUGGUGCUGAUGUUAAUUUGCAGUCUCUCCUAUUUCCCAUGCUUUCCAUCCCUCCAGCUUUAAUGGGUCUGAAUCCAACCCUUUUGGCCAAUGUUCUUGGCUCAUUGGACGCUGGUGCCAGCCAGCCACAGACAUGCAGCACUCCAUCCUCAGUUGGAUCUACCUCGAGCACCUCAACAACUGGGACCACAGCGGCAUCAGCUGCAGAAACUCCAGCACCCUUAAACAACACAAGUGCUUCUUUGAACUCUGGGAAACUUGGAGCUUCAGCAUCUCAUCUGACAAAUCCUUUGCUUGGGACGGGUGUGCUGAGUGAAACGAUGGCACUGAACACUAAUACUAGCAGCACAUAUCUCGAGGGACUACAAUCCCUGCUGGGCACUAACCCACUGUUCCUGCAGAACCAGCAGCCUCUUCUUCCAGGACUGCAGGGCCCACUCGGGCUUCAGCUGUUCCAAGGUCAGACUCCAUUCCCAGGCCAGUUAAACAACGCAGACCCUUUGGCCUGUCUCUUCCAUAAUCUCCAGCUUAACCUUGGAACAGCUAUUUCGAUUUCUGACAAACCAGUGACCACGUCAGAGCUGCAUGAAAAUGCUAAUCAUACUCCCUCUCACAGUCCUUUAGUUGGUGGACAGCAAACUGAGCACGCCUACAGACAUAACACGGCAGGGAGAAGUGACUCUUUCAGUGAUGUGUCAUGCACUUCAGCUUCAGAUUUUACAAGUGAUAGAACACAGGAUCCAGCCUGUUCUCCUCAAGAGGAUAUCCAUCAGCCUGGUCACUCUGUAUGUGCCACUGCCACAGGUGCCUUAUUCUGCUCUUUGUCCAGCCCUGCAGGUGCCUCUUAUGGGAGGCACAGCACAUCUCCAGCUGAGCAGAGCUGCAGUCAACAGACAAAUAUUAGCCCUAAAUACACAAAGGAACUGAAAAGCUCCAAACUGUCAGAAGGAGGGCCCGACAUGCAGCUGUGUUCCUCCAGAAACAGCCACAGAAUGGUAGGAGAUUCUGCACUGCUGACUGUGGGCCAAUGUGUUGAAAGUAGCUUGAAUCUAAAUGAGCAGCCAGAACUCAUCUUAAACCUUAGAACUGAACACGAGGCCCCACUCAAAUGUUUGCCUUCAGCCAUGUCAGCUAAAAUGGAAACUGCCAAGAACCAAGGGGACAGCUACUUACAUGUAAAUGGACGAGUUGUAGAUCAGAGUAGCAAAGAAGCUUCUGGUCUUCAGACGAAUGCACUGCUGUCCAGCAAUGUUUCUUGGCUGCCUCUGGACCAUUGGUCUCCCCCGCAGCGACGAAAUGGCGAGGUCACUGCGAUGAACACUAAAAGCUCUUCUUUAGACUUUGACAGCCCAAGGAAUACUUUGGAGAGCUUCAGGCCUCAAACUCUGCCAACAGAAUCCAGAGUAUCUGGAAUGAGUGAAUCUGAGGAGUCACUGUUACUGUCACAGAAACCAGUGGGGUGUCAGAGCCAGCAGAAGAUAGGUGAAGGAAAGGCCAUGCCUGAGAGGAUAAGUGCACCAGUGAGAGGCAGAAAAAGGCGGAGAAGACUGGUUACUCACUUACCCCGCUGCAAAAACAAGAAAAGCAGAUGAAAAAAGAAGAAAUCUUUACAGUUUCACAGAACCGCAGCUUCAUCAGAUUCAAAAUGAAAAAGCAAAGGAAUGUGAGCCAUUAAUCAUGUAGACAUGAACUGGGAUGCUAGAGCACGUCUUGCUUUUGGUUUUUGGAGUAGCUGUAUAAUGGAAGUUCAGAGACUGUCAACUUCAGACUGUUUUAUCAUGAAAGCUCCAUCAGAGCCAGCAGCCAGCUUUGAUGGAGGAUUGGUCUAUUUAAUACCCCUUCAUUUUAUUAGCAUGUAGUAGAUUCAAUGGUACUUGUUGGAUUGAUUUUCAGGCGGUUUCUGUUAACAGUUUUUGUGUUUUCUUUUCUUUUCUUGGUGACCAGCUGAUUGAGUUCACAUGGAAUGUCGCUACUUUGCAGCUGUCUGUUUUCUGACCUUCCAAAUCUUGUUCUUGUAAGUCACAGAAAAGUGUUCCCUGUCUCCCUGCCUUUUAAGAAAAGAAAAGGGCUUCACAAAUUCAGACUAAAGUCUUGUUGAAGUGCCUAAGGAUAUUCAGGGCCAACUUCCUUUGUUCAAAAGGCAAUGUUGCAUAUUCUGCCGCUGUAACAUUUGUUUUUUCAUUGCACUUGCUGUGCCACCUGAGGUAUUGGGGUCAUUUUCUUUGAAGUUCUGAAUGUUCUGUACAAUAUUUUAUUCUUCAUUGCUACCAUGAAUGAAUAAAUUGGUUUUGUUCUGCCGGCUUAAUUUCAAAAGUAGCAGGAGUAAGCAUCCAAACCAUCAUCCAGUUUAAAGAUUACAUCUUAAGAUAAUUAUGUAUUCCAUUGUAACUGCUGACACAUUGACGCUAA